AGACCCGAUGACGUCAGCCACCGCAAUCGGAAAACGCCGUAUAGACUGUGACGUCGUUAAGCUAAUUUCCCACAACCAUGAAGUUCAGAUUGUGAAUGGGUGCAGCGAGUUUAUUGUCAGAUUUCAUGGGCCAAAAGAUACUGCCUACGAGAAUGGUGUGUGGAGAAUUCGUGUCGAUAUGCCGGACAAAUACCCGUUCAAAUCGCCGUCCAUCGGGUUUUUGAACAAGAUUUUCCACCCGAAUAUCGAUGAAGCUUCGGGCACCGUAUGCCUUGAUGUCAUAAAUCAGGCCUGGACAGCCCUCUACGAUCUCACAAACAUUUUCGAUACCUUCCUGCCUCAACUUCUCACCUACCCGAAUGCAGCAGACCCCUUGAACGGAGAAGCCGCCCGGUUAUACAUUCACAAGCCAGAGGAAUACAGAAGAACGUGUAGAGAAUACGUAAUGCGAUUUGCAAGUGAACACCGUGCCAUAGAAGGAUGCUCCCCGGGAAACGCCUAUUCCAUAUCCUCAACACCCUCGGAGCACUACGAUGGUCACCCGCAGGACGAUGACGACGAAAGUUGUAGUUCAAUGUCGGAAUUUGAUGAAAGUGAAGUGAACUUUGAUGAUUUUGAUGCUGACGACACAAUGACUGUAGAUCAAAUGGAAUUUUAAUGGGGGAAAUAUUCGGAAAACUUUUAUUUUCCGCUUAAAAUUCUUUUUUUUUUGUUCAAUUUGUCCGAUAUUUCCCGUGAAAAUUAAGUCAAAACUAGUUAUAAAUUGAGAUUUUUGAGCAAAACUCACACUAGAAUGAUGCAAAAAUUGAUGAUGGCCGAACUUUUCUGAAAUU
Caenorhabditis elegans is the source of this 833-nucleotide messenger RNA. RefSeq names its product UBC core domain-containing protein (gene ubc-8). The coding region runs from base 8 to 658 and encodes 216 amino acids. The transcript has 5 exons. NCBI's taxonomy places the organism in Eukaryota, Metazoa, Nematoda, Chromadorea, Rhabditida, Rhabditidae. The record is from RefSeq and is marked reviewed. Gene Ontology annotation, molecular function: ligase activity.